Gavia stellata (red-throated loon) is the source of this 2079-nucleotide messenger RNA. RefSeq names its product hook microtubule tethering protein 2 (gene HOOK2). Gene Ontology annotation, molecular function: microtubule binding; dynein light intermediate chain binding. The record is from RefSeq and is a predicted model, not a curated record. Gene Ontology annotation, cellular component: cytoplasm; centrosome. Gene Ontology annotation, biological process: cytoskeleton-dependent intracellular transport; cytoplasmic microtubule organization. Lineage: Eukaryota; Metazoa; Chordata; Aves; Gaviiformes; Gaviidae.
AUGGCGGCGGGGCGGGACGCGUGCGGGCCGCUGCUCACCUGGCUGCAGACCUUUGCCCCCCCCUCGCCCUGCACCUGCCCCCAGGACCUGUCCAGCGGGGUGGCCCUCGCCCACGUCCUGCACAGCAUCGACGCCUCGUGGUUCGACGAGACGUGGCUGGGCCGGAUCCGGGACGACGCUGAGGAUAACUGGCGGCUGAAGGUGAGCAACUUGCGGAAGGUGCUGCAGAGCAUCCUGGAGUACUGGCAGGAUGUGCUGGGCCAGACGGUGGCGGAGCAGCACGUGCCCGACGUGGCACUGGCGGCCCAGCGCGCCGACCCGGAGCAACUGGGCAAACUGGUGCGACUGGUGCUGGGGUGCGCCGUUAGCUGCGAGAGGCGGGAAGAGCACAUCCAGCGUAUCAUGACGCUGGAGGAAUCAGUGCAGCACGUGGUGAUGACAGCCAUCCAGGAGCUUUUGGAUAAGGAGCCGUCAGAGACGAUGGCGGUGGAGAUGUACGGGAACUUCGACACGCAGUCACGGCGCUAUUACUUCCUGAGCGAGGAGCCCGAGGAGGCCGGGGGGCCGCAGCAGCGCUGCCUCGAGCUGGAGCAGCAGGUGGCAGCGCUGCUGGAGGAGAAGGGCAGUCUGGCGGAGGAGAACCGGGCACUGCGGGAGGAGAAGGCGCAGCUGGAGGCCGACGCCGCCGGUGCUGCUACCAAGAAGCUUCUGCUGCUGCAGACGCAGGUGGAGCAGCUGCAAGAAGAGAAUUACCGGCUGGAGAGCGGGAAGGAGGAGCUGCGGGCACGCUGCAGCCGGCUGGAGCAGGAGGCGCGGGGUCUGCAGGCACGAGCGGAGGAGCUGAGUGGCCUGGCUGGAGAGGCACGGGCCCUGCGCGACGAGAUGGACGUGCUGAGGGCGUCGUCGGCGCGCGCGGGGCGGCUGGAGGCGGCGGUGGCGGCGUACCGGGGCCGGGCAGCGGCGGCAGGCGACCUGCGGCGCUGGGUGCGGGCGCUGGAGGAGCGGCACGCCGCCCAGCUGCGCCGCGCCGCUGCGCUGCAGCAACAGCUGGGCCGGGCGCAGGCUGGCUGCGCACAGCUGGAGGCUGCCCGCAGGCAGGUGGAGGAGCUGAGCGGGCAGCAGGCAGAGGCAGCGCUGCAGGCGGAGAAAUGGCAGGUGGAGUUCAGGAACCUGCAGGAGAAGUUUGAGGCGCUCAACAAGGAGAAGGAGCGGCUGCUGGAGGAGCGCGACGCCCUGCGCGAGGCCAACGAGGAGCUGCGCUGCGCUCAGGUGCAGCAGAGCUGCCUGCGCCAGGCAGGUGCGGUGCUGGAGGAGGGCACGGCCCCAGCAGUAAACCUGGCAGCCGAAAUCCUCCCUGCGGAGCUGAGGGAGACGGUGGUGCGGCUGCAGCAGGAGAACCGGCAGCUGCGGGCGCAGGAGGCGACACUGCGGCUCCAGCGGGACCAGCUCCAGCAGCGGCUGCGCGACACCGACCGGCAGAGGCUGGAGGCCGCGGGGGUGGCGGAGCUGCGGAUGCCGCUGGGGGAUCAGGGGGACCCCCCCGAGGAGUUGUUUCUGCUGGAUGAGAUGCUGGAGAAGCUGGAGGAGCUGCCCGAGGCAGGGAUAGAGCUGCCGGAGGAGGAGGAGCCGGAGCCACCCGGGGACAGCAGCGGGUCGCGGCGCGUGGAGGAGCUGCAGCGCAGCCUGCGCCGGAGGGAGGAGGCCCUGCGUGUCCUGGAGCAGCGCUGCCGUCGGCACGCCGGGGGGGCCCACACGGUGAUGCGGGCGCUGGAGCCGAAGCCCCCGGGCGCUGCCGCAGCCCCUGCCCUCCGCGCCCUCCGGAACCAGCUGCAGGAGAAGGACGCCCUGAUCCGGCACCUGGAGAGCGACUACGAGCGGAGUCGGGCGCAGCGGGAGCGGGAAGAGCGGCUUCUCGUCACUGCCUGGUACAACAUGGGCCUGGCACUCCAGCAGCAGGCGAGCGAGGCGGGGGGGUCACGGGGACCCCCCGGGGGGGCCCAGUCCUUCCUGGCCCAGCAGCGCUUGGCCACAGUCGCCCGCCGUGUCCGGCCCCCCCACGGCCACCCCCCCAGUCGCUGA